AUGGCAGCCGUAUCACAGCCAGUACAGAAUUUUUUGGUACUUCCCUUAGCUAGUAUCAAGGAAAAUAAUGAAAAGACCGAGAAUGCUAUCGAGACGCCCGAAAGCCAGUGGCUUCAUUUUCAGGAAUAUCCACCUGUUUGGCCUGGUUAUACGUGGCCUAGUCUCGGAUGGCCUCCUACUCCGUUGAAUACAUGGUGGCCAGACUUUGAUCCUAAUGAUUUCUUACCAGAAGGAGUGAAACUGGAUGACUUGUUUGAUAAUUUGGACAAGGAACCGAACACCAUUAAAGAUACUACAAUGCAAACUAGUUCCACCAUUACACCAACGUUACCGAACAACAAUUUGAACACAAUACCUACUACAAGACCAGCUCAAGAUUUAAUGAGUCUCAAAAUAACCCAUUGGCGAACCGAAUUGUCAGUCUCAAAAGAAACAACUACGACCAAAUUCAGGCCGGAACAUUACAGUAAUUUAGUAGAAUCGGCUGAAUCACCAACAACAAGAACCCCACCAUCUGACUACUAUCAAGAUACAACAACAAGAACCAAGCCAACUGACAACUAUAAAGAUACAACAACAAGAACCAAGCCACCUGACAACUAUAAACAUACAACAACAAGAACCAAGCCACCUGACAACUAUAAACAUACAACAACAAGAACCAAGCCACCUGACAACUAUAAAAGUACAACAAAAAGGUCGGUCAAAUGCCAGUCAACACCGAAAUGUGCCCCGAGAAAAACAACAUUUGUACCAGAAUUUUUAUCAUCAUAUGAAGCAUUCGACUGA
Amyelois transitella is the source of this 789-nucleotide messenger RNA. RefSeq lists its product as uncharacterized. The record is from RefSeq and is a predicted model, not a curated record. NCBI's taxonomy places the organism in Eukaryota, Metazoa, Arthropoda, Insecta, Lepidoptera, Pyralidae. The coding region runs from base 1 to 789 and encodes 262 amino acids. The transcript is spliced from 2 exons.